CCGACAGGUUUAUGACGUAACACAUCGGUGAUAAUCCACUGUAUAUUAUAAAAAGAAAAUAUCUUAUCAUCUGAUUGGGAUGUUGGCAUUGAAUUGAAGUCUGCAAACCAUUGCUUAUAGUACAACACGGAAGAAUAAUGGAACAAACUGUGUUUAUAGUCGUUUUAAACUAGUAUUGCAAAUGCGGAAACGUCAAGUAUUCGAUACAGGUGUAAACUACAGUUCCCAAAAGCACCACAGUGCCACUUCUGAAGUCGAGGUGUUGCUAAAACGCUAUCUUAAUUACAAGUAAAAGGUAAAUUGGUUAAGCCGGAUGAGGAAGACUAUUGGAACAGUUCGAAUUUAAAGGUCAAAGCUUUCACGUUUGAGGACGAUGAUGAUGACUAUACCAGGCUGAAGGAAUCCAAACAGGCAGUGAACAGCAUUCGUGAUCUCGUUGAUGAAGAUGACGAUGACGUGGAGAAGGUCAGCUGGAGUGGAGAACCUGUUGGAAGCAUUGCUUGGUCUGUCAAGGAGACGGCGUCCAGCACCCGGACAACAACAGGCGAACAACGGGAGAUGGGUUUCCCCAAAAUAGACACUGCUCCCUCAUUGCCCAAGAAUAACUCAGGGUAUUCCUUAAGUUCCUUAUUCAAAGCAAAGACCAAAUUUGGCAAUCAACAGUCCUUCUCUGAGUCUUUUAGUGAUACGCACACCAGACAUUACGCCCCAGAGCUUCGGAAGCCAAAAUCAGAAUACAAGGACUACGUAGGCGAUUGGACUCCUGAUGAGACAGUGAAGAGAAUGCAGCAGGGAAAGGGCUACUCUUUGGAGAAGUUCCGCUCUUUACAAGACAAACUGCUACUGUUGGACGAGGCUGUGAACGCACAUGAUGGAAACGUCAUCACGGCGAUUUUGAUAUAUCUAAAGAAAUCAUUAGGCAGAGAAAUUCUCUUUCGAGAGUUGAUAAAUAGGGAAAUAGCUCUUCGGCAUUAUAUUCACUACCUUAAGGAAAUGGGAGAACAGAAGAUUUUGUUGGAGCUGUUCAGGUCCUUGGGAAGAACAGAAGACAUGUCGCUGUUGCAGUACAGAGAAUACCUCAAUAUCAAAGAGGAAAACAAACGGAGGGAUCACCUGAAGAGCUGCCUCAGUCUCCCCUUUUCACCAGACGAUGCUAUGCACAUUCAAGACCACUACACACUCCUAGAGCGACAGAUCAUCAUUGAGGCUAAUGACAAAAAGGUGGAGAGCAGCGGCCAGACAGACAUUUUUAAAAAGUACCCCAGGAAAGCCUCCAUUCUCAACAUGCCCAUCAUCACCACUCUGUACUACUCCUGCUUCUACCACUUCGGAGAGUCUGACGGCACGUACAGCAGCCCAGCCAACAUUCGGAAGACUUUCAGGAUUUCAGAGAAACAGUAUCUUCUCACAGCCCUAGGUGCCAGGGCAAAGCUGAAACAGUGGUUUGAUGUUGAUGCACUGUUCACCUCCAAGAACUGGCUAGGCUACACCAAGAAAAAGUCCCCCGUAGGAUUCCACAGAGUGGUGGACAUCUUGCAGAAAAACAACGCACCUGUCUCGGUGUUGCAAGAGUAUGUGAAUUUGGUGGAUGACACUGACAUGAAGAUCAGUUUGGCGCAAAAGUACAAGUGCCAUGAUACCAUCAUCAAUACCUACCGGGAUCUGAAGGACCGGCAGCAGUUGAUUGUUUACCGGGGGAAGAUGGAGAGGGGGUCUCCAGAGGACAGAAAGAUUGAGGAAAUCCUAAAUAACCCGCAAAUGCGGUGGAAAAACUGAUCUCAUCCCAUGGAAGAUAUUAACAACAAGCAGCAUUUAAGAAUGAUUGUCUACAUUAGUAAUAUACAUUUUUACCUGACAUUAUAAGUCAGGUAAAUGGUGAAAGUAACAGGAUGGCAGAGAAGAAACCAUAAAGCCUAACCCUUCCCAUUGUUUUUUGCAUUAGUGUUGUCUCACAUAAAACUUGCCCUAUAAGUCAA
Osmerus eperlanus (European smelt) is the source of this 1976-nucleotide messenger RNA. RefSeq names its product VPS33B interacting protein, apical-basolateral polarity regulator, spe-39 homolog (gene vipas39). NCBI's taxonomy places the organism in Eukaryota, Metazoa, Chordata, Actinopteri, Osmeriformes, Osmeridae. The record is from RefSeq and is a predicted model, not a curated record. Bases 559 to 1776 code for a protein of 405 amino acids. Gene Ontology annotation, biological process: intracellular protein transport; vacuolar transport. The transcript has 19 exons. Gene Ontology annotation, cellular component: cytoplasm.